AUGGGCCCAUUCGUUGAUGUGGGCGGCAGCGAUUCCUUGUCUAAGAACGUGCGAUUUUCCGAGACUUCUUCCUUCCCAGCGCAUGGUCGUCACUCAAUAGCGACAACUAACGUCCCACUCCUUCCGCCUGUUUCCUCUGCAAGUCAGCUCCCGAAACAUUCAUUCCCAAUGCACAAUCCCACCCCCGGGGUUGACAUUUCAGCCUACAUGGAGCAGUGCAGAAAUUUGAAUACACAGCUGAGAGAAACACACGAAAGUGAACGAAGGGUAUGGAACAUAGAACGGACAGCACUCAAAUCUCGCAUAAAAGAGUUGGAGCAGAAACUUAACAAGGCCAAAGACCCCAAACGGAGAUCCAGUAACGAUUCUUCUCGUGCCUACUUGCAGACGUUCCAAGCUACCUUUGCAUCGUUCAGUGGAUUCGAUGGACCGACUCGUGGCCGAAUAUCAUCAGACACUGCAGUUCAAUCACUUCAGCCUGUCUGGAGAGGUCCUGAGUUCACGCCCCCAGUGACUCGAGUUUUCUCACAUGACGACGACAUAUCACAUCUGCCAAGCAUUUCAGAAAACGAAGCACUACCUCCCCUGACCAAGGAACUCUCUCCCACCUCUCAGGAGAAGGUGGAGAGUGUUCCUGUACCUAUCGAGCACGUGGACAAAACACUGGACGGCAUUACAUUGAAAUCGACAGCGUUGACAUCCUCCUUUAACAAAGUAGCUAGUCCCCAAGUUACCAGUCCCACACAUUCUCCGUCUCCCAAGCCAAAGCACCCUGCAGAUGGGCUGAUGCAGGUUGAGUUGAAGGGGCUGCUCACGCCAUUGGACGAGAAGCUUAAGAGACAUGCUGGACAUACUCCAAUGGCUUUUGAUGGCACCGUUUCGACAAGCUCUGCGACAAGCUCGGAACGGCUCACACCGAGACAAGACAAACCAUAUGCACCUGUGCCAACCAGGAGACCACCACUUCAGCCGUCUGAAAACUCAGAUUCUUAUUUCUCCUUUGUUUCUGAGCCUGCAAGUCAUCAGGAUGUCAAGGACCCGGUCAUCCCCGAAGAGGCAGAACCAGAGGAAGAAGCGUUGCUCACGACUGAUGACGAUCCCGCUCUUGUAGGGCCUCUUAUGCUUGACACCGCCGCCAAAAGCGAAGCCUCUAACACGUUCUUGGGACUUGUGGAUGCCAAACUCUCCGAAGCUGCAGCAGCACGGCGCUCUAGGAAAGAUUCUCUGCUCUCAAAUGGUACCCAGGAUGCAACAGCGAACGCCAGGCAAGAGCGAUCUUCCACCCAAGCAGACGCUAAUGACGGUCCAAAGUUGAAGGUUAGAAACAGUACAAACUUUGGUAGCGCGUGGGGAAAGGAUGCUCCUGGGUGCUUAUAA
Molecule: messenger RNA, 1377 nt
Organism: Exophiala aquamarina CBS 119918
Lineage: Eukaryota; Fungi; Ascomycota; Eurotiomycetes; Chaetothyriales; Herpotrichiellaceae
Exons: 1
Coding region: 1-1377 (458 amino acids)
Source: RefSeq, a predicted model, not a curated record